AUUUACCAAACCCUACCAAUCUCUCCAUCUUCUUCUUCUUCUUCUUCUUCAUCUCCCUCUUCAUCUUCAACACGCCGCGCGUGUUCUCUUAAUCAAUGGAGGCUCCAACGCCUCUCCUCCUUCUCUUCCUCCUCCUCCUCACCACCACCUUCCUCUCCACAUCCGUCGCUGACGAUGCGGCAGCAAUGCUCGCUCUAGCUAAAUCUUUCAAUCCUCCGCCGUCAGAUUGGUCGGCAACAGCGUCGGCUAAUUUCUGCAAAUGGACCGGCGUGCGUUGCGCUGGAGGUCGUGUUACUUCAAUCAGCCUCGCUGAUAAAUCUCUCUCCGGCUUCAUCGCGCCUGAGAUCUCGACUCUCUCUGAGCUCAAAACCGUCGCUCUUCAGCGUAAUCAGCUCUCUGGUAAAAUCCCUUCGUUUGCUAAACUCUCUUCUCUUCAAGAGAUCUAUUUAGAUGAGAAUUUUUUCGUCGGAGUUGAAGCCGGAGCUUUCGCCGGACUUACUAGUCUUCAGAUCUUGAGUUUGAGCGAUAAUACAAAAAUUACUCCUUGGGGUUUUCCUUCGGAGCUCGCUGAUUCGUCUUCCCUCACUACGAUUUACCUCGAUAGCACCAACAUCACCGGAGUUUUGCCGAACAUUUUCGAUUCCUUCGCUUCUCUUCAAAAUCUCCGGUUAUCUUACAACAACAUCACCGGAGUGUUGCCGCCGUCGCUUGCGAAAUCUUCGAUUCAGAAUCUGUGGAUCAACAAUCAACAAACUGGUAUGUCAGGAACGAUCGAAGUGCUUUCGAGUAUGACGUCCUUGUCACAAGCUUGGCUUCAGAAGAAUCAGUUCUCUGGACCGAUCCCGGAUCUCUCCAAGAGCGAGAAUCUCUUCGAUCUACAGCUCCGGGACAAUGCUUUAACCGGAAUUGUACCUCCGACGCUUCUUUCACUCGGAAGCUUGAAGAACAUUACUUUUGAUAACAAUAAGUUUCAAGGUCCUUUACCUUCGUUUCCACCGGAGGUUAAAGUAACCAGUGACCACAACUAUUUUUGUACUACUAAACCUGGACAGAGCUGUAGUCCUCAGGUGAUGACGCUUUUAGCUGUGUCCGGCGGUUUGGGAUAUCCGUCAAUGCUGGCCGAGUCUUGGAAAGGAGAUGAUGCUUGUAGUGGUUGGGCUUAUGUUUCUUGUGAUUCAGCUGGGAAGAAUGUUGUCACGUUGAAUCUUGGGAAACAUGGAUUCAAUGGCUUUAUAUCUCCGGCCAUUGUGAAUCUCACUUCUUUGAAGAGUAUUUACCUCAAUGACAACAAUUUAACUGGUGUUAUCCCCAAGGAGUUGACAUCGAUGACUAGUUUGCAACUAAUUGAUGUCUCAAACAACAAUCUCAAAGGGGAGAUACCGAAGUUUCCAGGUUCGGUGAAGUUUAAUUACAAGCCGGGUAAUUCUUUGUUGGGCACUAAUGCUGGAGACAGUUCAACACCUGGAACUGGUUCUGAUGCUAGUGGUGGUCCUGGUGGGUCUUCUGGUGGUCAUAGUGGUAGUAAGGCUCCAGUGAUCAUUGGUGUUAUUGUGGCGAUUUUGGUUUUUCUUGCCAUCCUAGGAUUUGUGGUUUACAAAUUUGUUAUGAAAAGGAAGUAUGGUAAGUUUAAUCGGACGGAUCCUGAGAAGGCUGGGAAGAUUUUGGUUAGUGAUGCUCUAUCUAAUGGUGGUGGUAGUGGUGGAUAUGCUAAUGGACAUGGAGCUAAUAACUUCAAUGCAUUGAACAGUCCUAGUAGCGGUGACAAUAGUGAUCGUUUCCUUCUUGAAGGCGGAAGUGUUACCAUUCCAAUGGAGGUUCUUCGUCAGGUUACAAAUAACUUUAGUGAGGAUAACAUAUUGGGCAGAGGUGGUUUUGGUGUUGUGUAUGCCGGAGAGUUACACGAUGGAACAAAGACUGCAGUCAAGAGGAUGGAAUGUUCAGCAAUGGGUAAUAAAGGAAUGAGUGAGUUUCAGGCCGAGAUAGCAGUACUCACUAAGGUCAGGCAUAGACACUUGGUUGCUCUAUUGGGUUACUGUGUGAACGGGAACGAGAGGUUGCUUGUCUACGAGUACAUGCCACAGGGAAAUCUUGGACAGCAUUUGUUUGAGUGGCGUGAGCUUGGAUACUCUCCUCUGACAUGGAAACAGAGAGUCAGUAUCGCACUAGACGUGGCACGAGGUGUGGAAUAUCUUCAUAGCUUGGCGCAGCAAAGCUUCAUCCACAGAGAUUUAAAGCCCUCUAACAUCCUUCUAGGAGAUGACAUGAGGGCAAAGGUUGCUGAUUUCGGACUGGUUAAGAAUGCACCAGAUGGGAAAUACUCUGUUGAAACAAGAUUAGCAGGCACAUUCGGUUAUCUAGCACCAGAAUAUGCUGCUACUGGAAGAGUAACAACGAAAGUGGAUGUGUAUGCAUUUGGAGUGGUUCUUAUGGAAAUACUAACUGGAAGAAAAGCUUUAGAUGAUUCAUUACCAGACGAGCGAUCUCAUCUAGUAACAUGGUUCAGAAGAAACCUAAUCAACAAAGAUAACAUCCCAAAGGCGCUCGACCAAACCUUAGAGGCCGAUGAGGAAACAAUGGAGAGCAUAUACAGAGUUGCUGAGCUUGCAGGACACUGCACAGCCCGCGAACCUCAACAAAGACCAGACAUGGGACACGCGGUAAACGUGCUAGGUCCACUUGUAGAGAAAUGGAAACCGUCGUGCCAAGAAGAAGAAGAGAGUUUCGGGAUCGAUGUGAACAUGAGUUUACCUCAAGCUCUUCAGAGAUGGCAAAACGAAGGAACAUCAUCAUCUACAAUGUUCCAAGGAGACUUCUCAUAUUCUCAGACACAGUCUAGUAUCCCUCCAAAGGCCUCUGGUUUCCCUAACACAUUUGAUUCAGCUGAUGGUCGGUGACACCAAACUUCGUGUCGAUCUGUGUCAAAUCGGUGUUACUAAGUUUUAUUCAUUUUGGCUUUUACCUUUUCUUCUUCUUAAUGAUAUUUAUAUAAAUAUUGUAAGCACAUAUAUAUGCUGUAUUCGCGUCUGACCACUUUGAGCUUUUGCAUUUGUUCAUUCUUUCUAAGGAAAAAAAUUGUAUUACGUAGCUUUGGUUUUGGAAAAAAAAUGGAAGAUUUGAAAACUAACGUUA
Capsella rubella is the source of this 3129-nucleotide messenger RNA. RefSeq names its product receptor-like kinase TMK4. Gene Ontology annotation, biological process: protein phosphorylation. Bases 96 to 2894 code for a protein of 932 amino acids. The transcript is spliced from 2 exons. NCBI's taxonomy places the organism in Eukaryota, Viridiplantae, Streptophyta, Magnoliopsida, Brassicales, Brassicaceae. Gene Ontology annotation, molecular function: ATP binding; protein binding; protein kinase activity. The record is from RefSeq and is a predicted model, not a curated record.